Symbiodinium natans is the source of this 5277-nucleotide messenger RNA. The record is from the annotation of a GenBank genome assembly. Lineage: Eukaryota; Dinophyceae; Suessiales; Symbiodiniaceae.
AUGUGUUUUUGUGUUUUUCUCCCCCCCCCCCCCCCUCUCUCCCGGAUAGCCCGGGCCGCCUUGGAAGCAGUCUCUGGAAAGGCUGGAAACCUAGCUUUGGCUCUUUUCCAUGAAGAUGAGAAGUACUAUUCCGUUCGAAUUGUCAAAGACAAUGGCGACGACACAUUCGACAUUGAGUGGUGUGAGGAUGAUGCAGAAGACACUGUAAAUUUAGCUGACCUCAGGCCGAACACCAAGCUCUUCAAAAAGGGGGACCUCGUGAUUGCAAAGUGCAACGAAGAUGGGAGGAAGUAUACUGCUGUCGUUCAAGAGAACAAUGGCAAAGGCAGCGUUACCGUGCAGUAUGUGGAAGACGAGACAGAGGAGGAGGUGCUUCUGGACAAUAUGUGGUCCCAGAAGAAGAAGUUUAAGAAAGGCCAAAAGGUUGAGGCACAGUUUCCCGAUGACAAAGAGUGGUACCCUGCCACCAUCAAAGAGAUGGUUGGCAGCGGCAAGUACCUUGUGGAGUGGGAAGAUGCAGAUGGAGGAGAUCCAGAAAGCGAGCUUGUGUUGGAUCACAUCCAGAUACCCAGGGUUGCGUUGGACACCCUGGAAAUUGGGCAGAAGCUGCGAGGAGAGGUGAAAAGAGUGAUGGAUUUCGGUGCUUUCGUCGAUGUUGGUUGCUACACCGAUGGGCUGAUUCACAUCUCCAAAAUGGACAUCGGACGGGUUGACAAUCCACAUGACUACGUGGAGGAAGAUCAGGAGCUCGACGUUUGGGUGUGCUCUAAAGACCCCGAACAGAACAGGCUUGGACUUACCAUGGUCGAAGGAAAGUUGGGUGGUGGACCAAGGGCGCGGCGAGAGGUGGUCAACCCUAUUGCAGACAUAAAUGUUGGCGAUGAGUACGAGGGCACUGUGGAGAGCAUCAGGGAGUUCGGCGCCUUUGUUGACAUCGGGGCAGAGAGAGCUGGGCUGGUGCACAUCUCGCGUCUUGCAGAAGGAUUCGUUGAAAACCCCCACGACCAUGUGUCCGAAGGUCAGAAGGUCCAGGUGUGGGUGCAUUCCGUUGACGGCGACAGGCUUGGUCUAUCCAUGAAAAGGACUGGACUUGUUGUGCCUGCUGGCACCCAGGUUGAGAAACUCCGUGCAGAUGGCGACAAGCGCGGGGAGGUUCUCAUGUUGCACAAGCUGGCUACCAUGUCCCCGUAUCCAGACUAUGCGCUCAACACAGCUCAGGCAGCCGUGGAGCUAGCACGCAAAGAAGGCUUCGCCAUGGAGGAGAAGGCUCUCAAGCGGACAUUGACUCAACUCUACGCAGCGAAGGGCAACAUCGACAAGGCACCCAAUCGACGAGAAGCAUUGCUUUUACUGCAGGACCUGGCGCGAGAGUUGGAGAGGAAGGAUGGCGAUAAGUUCGACGAUGCGAACAAGAACUUGGAAGGUUUUUGGAUGGCCCUCAAGCAGAGUGACGUCGAUGCUGCCAUGCAGAAAGUCGUCUCUCGGGAUCCCGUCACCUAUCUCCAGUUCCUCAAAGAGCAUGGGGCCAACGUAGCGGUGCCCGGUGAGAAGGCAGCGCCUCCUCCCGGAGCUGACGUCCAGGGGCUGGGGCUGCAGAAUAAGCUGCUGACCGGCCCAAAGCCUUACCUUUACCUCAGUUUCAGGGUUGGUGGCAUCAGCUACGGUCCAAGGUAUCGCUGUUGCGAUCUCCCCAUGGGAGUGGGAGGUGAACCGGGCUCUGCCGUUGGUGUCCUAGCACUUCAGGACACGUCCGACGACUGGGAGCGCGAGCUGCAGUACAACCCGUCCAUCUUGGACCCCUUGUGGAUUGUGCUCUGCAGAACGGCGCUGCAGGCUUGUUUGUGGAGAACCGCAACCUUUGACAUUGACUCCGCUGAGUUGCAUCUUUGCAUCUUCCGCUUCCCAUCACAGCCACCAGCGCUUAGGCAAGGCUCUGGUUCAGUUCCAGCUUUGCUCUCUUUCCGGGGCCUGAAGUCCCAGUACAUAGACACAAUGUCUCUUUGCCUCGCCUGGUGGCAGCCACUCUUCAAGCAAGAGGAAAAUCCAAGCAAGGUUGGUUCGCGUGUAGCGCUCGCCAGGUCGUGCGUGGACGAGUGUGCGCGACUGCACUUCGAAACCAGGAGCCGCGAGGCCGAUGAGCCAGAGUGCGACCCGGCAGGUGCCGUGUUCCAAGAGACGCUUCUGGGCUUGCCACCGCGGGACCAGGAGGGCUUGCUCUUUGCUGGCACUGCCAAUCUGGUCGCCCUUCGCUGGCUCCUGCUUCUGGGAGCCAAUCCGAAGGCACGCGAUCGAAAUGGAACAACCUUGCUACACGCAGCCUGCCGCAGUGGCAGCUUUCUGGUGGCCCAGGAGCUGCUGCGGCGGGAGCUGCCUCUCGACGCAACAGACUCAGCAGGUUGGACGCCCUUGCAUGUGGCGGCCAUGAUGGGUCGUCGUGAAUUGACGCAGCUGCUUCUGCAGGCCCAGAUCAAUCCUCACGUUCCGAACAAGCGUGGGGCGACUCCCCUGGACUUGUGCAGCGACGUCUCGACGCGGGAGGCCCUGCGCACCUUUGCGAUGAAAGUACCAGAAGUCGCGUCUUCGCGGAUAAACUCCAUCGAGGAGUUUCAGAGACUCGCCCGUGUGCAAGGUGAGGUGGGCGAAGACCCGACCGCCACAUGCGAGCCCUUCUUCGUCCCAAGGCAGCCCAUUUUCGAAGACGAGGCACACUACAAGGUGUUGGUUAACAUCGGCCUGGAGAUGGCCCACAAGAGUGCUGCCCACGCGCUCGCUUUCUUUGUGGCCACAGGCGUUGUGCACGAUCACCCCACCGAUCUUAGCGCGUUCCUCAUUGAGAACAAGGUCAAUCCUAGCCAAUUGGGCGAGUUCAUGGGUGAGGAUUUUUCGCUGGCACAAACUCUCCGGCUUGCCUUCGUCCACACCAUGGAUCUGGCAGGCACAGGAGUGGUUGGCGCUUUGCGCAAGGUCUUCAGCUACAUGAGACCACCCACAGAACUGAGCAAGAUUGACCGCAUCACAGCGGCUGCUGCUCAUCUGUGGUGGCGCACCCACGACCUGGAUGAUGCUCAGCCAUACCUUGGGAUGCAGGAGGCAGACGAGGCAUUGGAAUGGACGCUGUUUUCAGAGGCAGCUGCAUAUGCUUCACACUUGCACGACUUUUUGUUGCUGUGGCGCAAGAUGCCACGUGUGAUGCUACCUCUGGUAAGUGUACAUCUGCCUCGGGUGAGCCACAUGGUGGAUCUCUUGUGGAAGCUUGCCAAAACGAAUGUGGAGGAGAAUAUGGUCUUUUUUAGUGCAUGCGAUGUGUCUCUCCUCAUCAAUGGCGGCUUCUCGCCCCUGACUGGCUUCAUGAAGAAGGCCGACUACGACUCUGUGGUCGAGAACAUGCGCUUAACAUCAGGGCAUCUGUUCGGCUUGCCGGUCGUACUGGAUGUGGCGGACGAGUCCCUGAAGGGUAAAAAGGUCCUCCUUACCUACCAACAGGCCAAGCUUGCUGUCUUGGAGGUUGAUGAAAUCUGGAAGCCAGACAAGGUGAAGGAAGCCAAGGCCUCGUAUGGCACCACGUCGACCGAGCACCCCUCGGUGGCCGAGCUUUUCUCGGAUCUUGGAAAGUUCUAUGCUGGAGGCAAACUGCAUGGCCUGGUGACGGGUUUCGAGAUGGUUUGGGGCAAAGGCUUCCGGACCCCGAAAGAGGUCCGAGCUUCCCUGCCAGCUGGCAAGCAGGUGGUUGCAUUCCAGAAUCGCAACCCGGUGCACAAAGCGCACUUCGAACUGCUGGUCCAUGCCAACAAGGAUGUCGAGAACUCGAUCAUCUUUGUGCAUCCCACUUGUGGGCCAACGCAGCCUGGGGACAUCGAUGGCCCUACACGAAUCAAGACUUAUGAAGUCCUGCAAGAGGAGCCUGAGUACAAAAAAUGGGCAGGCGAUAACUUCAGAUGGUCGUACCUUCCCUACUCCAUGAAGAUGGCUGGACCCCGGGAAGCCAUCCAGCACAUGAUCAUCCGAAAAAACUUUGGUGCAACUCACUUCAUCAUCGGCCGUGACAUGGCAGGGACGAAAAGCACACUGACCAGCGAGGAUUUCUACGGUGCCUACGAGGCGCAAGACAUGGGCAAAAAGCACUCGGCAGAGCUCAGCGUGAAGGUUGUUGACUACCCGAACAUGGUGUAUGUCGGCCAGGAGAAUGGCAAUGAGAGAGGCUACGCCACAGACGUUGACGCCAAGGCCAAAGGCGUCAAAAUCAACAAGCUUUCUGGCACAGAGUUCCGCAAGCGCUUGCGGAGCGGCGAAGAGAUCCCAGAGUGGUUCGCUUUCCCGAAGGUGGUCAAGGUUGCGCACCUGCAACUGCGCACCUGCAAAAGGCAGAAGCCGGAGGUGGACAGGCGGGUCGAAGCGGCAGAGGGUGAGGUCGUGAGCCCGGAGCAAUGUAGCAGUGGCUACAGGCUGCUGUUCUCCACAGUGCUGCUCUGCUGGAACAUCCGCAGGGUGCUUCCGGACUCGGAGGGCGGCAGCAAUGCACGACUGUCCUUCCAAGAGUGGCUGGAAGUGAACUCCAAAAUAGAGGCAGACGGGACAACACCCUCCGUCGCAGUGCAAAAGUGCAUCUACAACACCCUUCUUCAAGAUGAGUGUCCAGAGCUUCUCCCGGAUGCCUCGGUGAAGAACGCCAUGCCGGAGUUCCAGGAGGCUCCUGAGGACACCUCCUCUGCCUUGCGCGCUGCUGGGCAGGUGGCUGGCGACACAUUGAACGGAUGGGCUUCGAUCCCUCCUGGUGGACUCGAGCGCUACGAUGUGCCGAUGCCGCACGGCCAUCAAGGUGGGCUGUCUGGUGCAAAGCUCUCGCACUGUGUCCUGAGCGAGACCUCCAGCAGCUUUCUCGACCGUGGCCACAAGAACGGCAUCAACUUGCUGCAGCCAGAGGUGACCGCAGGGGAGGCUGUGUGGAUGUCUCUGAAGUAUGCUGUCUGGCUGUUCUUCUCUACGUCGCCGGAUGACCCUGCGCCGUACGUCUUCAUCCGUCUUCAGGAUACAGUUCUGCGCGAGACCAACCUGCGUGAGAAGAGCAUCGUCCUCUCUGGAAGGAUGAAAAAGUCUGCAGAUGACGAUGCGGCAGGUCCAUUCGGCGAUUCAGCUCGCGAGCCCUUGCGGCUCUGCUUCCUCCUCGCAGAUGGCAGAUUUCAGCUCUUCGAGGCCCUGUGGCUUGAACUGCAGCUGACAUCGGAAGAGGAGAUGCAGAUGUGGGCUCGUGCUCUCUCCAACGCAUGCCUUGCAGAGUGA